Molecule: messenger RNA, 1707 nt
Organism: Phyllotreta striolata
Lineage: Eukaryota; Metazoa; Arthropoda; Insecta; Coleoptera; Chrysomelidae
Source: the annotation of a GenBank genome assembly
AUUAAAAUGCUGCUCGUCGGGCUGUUGUUGUUGCAACUCGCGUUCAUCCAAUCGUCUUCGGGCGAUGCAUUGGUAACGUUUAAAAACGUAGUUUUCCACGGUUACUACAAGUUCGCGCCGAAAUUCAAGCCCACCAUCCUCUCCGGCGACAGUUUGAAGGACUUCUUGCCCAGCGACGAUUUCGAUCGCAUCGAAAUCGUCAAUCAGAACGUGCCGGUUUUGUUCGAGAACGCGAUUUGCGACAUCGGCAACUUGGAGGAGCUGAUAAUCGAGUCCUGUAACGUGAGAAGCGUCCUACCGGGAGCUUUCAGGAAUCUGGCGAGGUUGAAAAGGAUUUCUUUAAAAGUGAAUGUUUUAUCUGCGAUAGAAAAUGGGGUGUUCAAUCACUUGCUCAUGCACACGUUAGAUUUGAGCUACAACAGGAUAGAAAAAAUUGCAUCUGGGGCAUUUGAUGACAUGCCGCAUAUUUACCACAUAAAUUUAGCGCAUAAUAAGAUCUCGGAAUGGGAUGUAAAUUGGUUCAAAAGAACACCAGAGUUGUCUGUGAUAUAUUUCAAAAACAACGAAUUAGAAGAAUUGCCGGGUGGAUGUUUGCGUAAUUUGGACUCCAUCAGGGACGUAAAUUUAAUUUUGAGCAGGAAUAGGAUAUCUAAAAUCAACCGGGACGCGUUCGCAGGCCGAAAGCGCAUCAACCAGCUGUUUUUGGACAACAAUCUCCUGCGGAAAUUCGACAAGGAAAUUCUACGCGACACAUUCGUUAAUGAUUUGAGAUUGAACAACAACAGUAUCGAAUGCUUCGUUGAACAAGAUCUGGACACAGUUUUCAGAGGUACUAAUGUUUAUAUCGAAUACAAUCCGUUGGACUGCGAAUGUCGCGAAAUGCUGGGCAAAUGGAGCAGGAAACACGAUGGUAAAGAUUUGGGAAUCAACGAAGACGAGUGCUUUAAAGGUCGCGAAGAUUCUCUGGUUUUACAUUGGGGUAGGAAACCACCAUACGCUGAUAUAACGGUGGUGUUGCCCAAAAGUUACACAAAUUAUACAAUUUUUUGAGUUUUUGUAAUUGUAAAGUGAAAAUGUAACUUAUCAUCCACCAUCUUUAGAGCUGUUUUUUUUUAGCAUAAAGCUUAUUAAAGCAUCACCACAUGCUCUUAUUUGACAAUAUUCUCUCUAGUUCAACGGCAUUUUGUUCAGGUAAAUUAUACACCGAUUUCGUUUUUCUCGCUUUCCAACCGCAGGCGGGCGGUUCUCGGGCGAAUAUCGCUGGUAAUUUUUUAUUCGAAAGGAUCGAAAGGCAAGCGAUAUCCCUCGGCGUGUGUGCUAUGGGUCGGGUUAUUGUUAAAUUGAAAUAAAAUCUGUGAAUUACUGACGAGGAACGUUUUUCGAGAUCUCGACCGAUUAUGGCCGGCCUUAAAUAUCGCUCCUUUCGAGUGGUUUAUGGGCCUUUCGGGUUGUAAUUGUGACAUUACGGGGGAGAGGAAACCAAUAACUAUAUAACGCGUAAUGUGGUUUUUAGCUCGAACGCGCGUUAAGUAUCGAAAUUUAUUCGAUUUUCAUUCAAAUAAACAGGUUGUUUUUCUACUAUGAGUAGAAGGUAAUAGCGUAAAAAAAGGUCUACAUAUAAGAAAUUGCAUUUAACUUAACUAGGCAAUUAUAAUAACAUUAUGAAUGUAAUGUAGUAACUUUAAAAACAUUAAAAAUAAAUGUAUA